CGCUCUCUCUCAUUCGUACGCCUUCGCCUGCGGGGAAAAGUUUCGAGCUUUUUCGCGGUCUCUCGCUCGAUCCCGGAUUGUCCUAAUGGAAAUCGAAGAAAUCGAGGGACUCGUUCAUAGGUGGAAGUACGACGUGUUCGUGAGCUUCAGGGGCGGGGACAUAAGGAAGAAUUUCGCUGCCCACCUCUUCCGCGCGCUGAAGCAGGCGGAGAUCUACUACUUCAGGGACAAUGAAAAAGAGGAGACAGGGAUUCUCAUUGAGGGCAAGCUGCUCGACGCGAUUAGCCAUUCGAGGGUUUCUCUCGUCGUGUUCACUGCCAACUACGCCGACUCGCGGUGGUGCUUGAACGAGCUGGUGGAGAUCCUGGAGUGCAACAGGAGGUUCAGAGAUCGUCGGGGUGAUGUGGUUCUGCCCAUUUUCUACGAUGCUGAGCCAGGCGACGUUCGGAAACAGAGCGGGCAAUUUGGGGAUGGUUUUGAAAGGUGUUUGGCCACCCACACGGACGAUAGGCUGGUGCAGAAGUGGAGGGAUUCGCUUAAAGAAGCUGGGAAUUUGUCAGGAUUGCAUUUGAAUAAUGAUGCUAAUGGGGAUCAAGCGUAUUUCAUCGAGCAAAUUGUAGGACAUCUCUUAAAGAUUAUUCCCAGAACAAGCUCCCCCGAUGCUAUUGGGGUAGAUUCCCUUGUAGAUGAUGUGAUAUCGUUGCUGAAGAUUAGGUCAGAGGAUAAUGUCCGUGUGGUCGGACUAUGGGGAAUGGAAGGAAUUGGUAAGACAAUGGUGGCCCAAGCUGUCUGCAAUCGCAUUUCUAGGGAAUUUGACGGGGUUAGCUUUCUUGAAAAUGUUGGAGUUGCAAACCAAGAUACGCUUUUACUUCUUCAGAAGAGACUUCUCCACGAUGUUCUGAAGGUACAAGAUCCAGAAAUUUAUGAUCUUAACAGCAACAUCAACAAGAUAAAAGCUAAGCUCUGUCGGCAUAGGAUCCUUCUAGUUCUUGAUAACAUCACUGAGAAGAACCAAAUUGAGUAUUUUGGCGCUGGAGAUCGAGAAUGGUUCAAAUAUGGGAGUAGAAUCUUGAUAACUACAAGAGAAGAAUGGCUUCUGAAAGAUCUCAAAGUGGAUGAUAACUACAUGCUCCCUGGACUGGGUUCUGAAGAAUCGCUCCAACUCAUGAGUCUCCACGCCUUUGGCAAGGACCAACCUAAAGAAGGGUAUGGGGAGUUGUUCAAGAGUCUUGUCCACUAUGCAGGUGGUCUGCCAGUGUUUCUUAAGAGAUUUGGUUCCUUUCUUUCUAGUAGGAAAAAACAGUGGCAUGAGAUAUUGGAGAAGUUGGUAAGGGAUCCUCAUCUUGAUUCAAUUUUAGAUCCAUUCUCCUCUCUUCGUCAAUCUGUAGGGCCAUUCGGAGGCCAUGGUGGAGAUUCUUUUGAUGAUCAAACAUACGAUGGUAUAAGAAAUAUAGCGGUUGUCUAUGGAAUAGGGAUCAGCUCCAUUACUAUUGACUAUGUUCAGAAUGGGUGUUUUGUGCGCUCGCCAAGACAUGGUGGAUCUUUGGGAGAGCACACAUAUGAUGUACAUUUAGAUUAUCCAACUGAAUACUUGACUUCGGUGUCAGGCUACACUAGAGAAGAUUCUUGUCAUGUCAUCAACUCUCUUACUUCCACAGCAAUAAGAGGGCACAUGGGCCAAUUGGCGAGGAGAAAGGGAAGUCUUUCAGUUUUCCACAAGUUAAUGGAAAGAUCAUUGGUUUUCAUGGAAGGUGUAGCAUUUUUCUGGAUUCUAUUGGAGCUCAUUUUGGCCCUGUCUUUUAUCCAUAUCCCUUCGAAGUCGUAGGGCCAUUUGGAAAUGGGAAAAACCGAUGGGAUGAUGGCAAGCAUGCAGAUAUCAGACAAAUUAUUGUAGUCUCUGGUUCUGCAAUUGAAUCUGUUAGUUUUACCUAUGGGGAGGGUCCUCCUUUCAGACACGGUACAGCUCAU
Messenger RNA from Eucalyptus grandis, 1968 nucleotides. RefSeq names its product TMV resistance protein N-like. Gene Ontology annotation, molecular function: ADP binding. The coding region runs from base 86 to 1825 and encodes 579 amino acids. The transcript has 3 exons. Gene Ontology annotation, biological process: defense response; signal transduction. Lineage: Eukaryota; Viridiplantae; Streptophyta; Magnoliopsida; Myrtales; Myrtaceae. The record is from RefSeq and is a predicted model, not a curated record.